This is a messenger RNA of Anneissia japonica, 1368 nucleotides long. RefSeq names its product neurogenin-1-like. The record is from RefSeq and is a predicted model, not a curated record. Lineage: Eukaryota; Metazoa; Echinodermata; Crinoidea; Comatulida; Comatulidae. The coding region runs from base 160 to 837 and encodes 225 amino acids. Gene Ontology annotation, molecular function: protein dimerization activity. The transcript is spliced from 2 exons.
GUUGUACUUUGCAAUAAAUUGAACCGCAAUUGAGAACGACUACCACAAGCACUUAGCAAGUGAACCUGUAACUAAGUAUCCUCAACCACACGUCAAGCCUGGCCUCAAUCGUUCAUAUCGGUUCAGCUACUACCGUAUUUAUUGUUGAUUCUGCACAAAAUGGAGGUUUCAUUUGAUGAAUAUAAAACCGCAGAGAAGAAACCUGUCAAUGAUGUUGUAUUGAACCAAAAUAAAAAAUUGAACCUCACACAAGUUGAAACAUCGAAAUCAGAGAAGGCUAAAGAAAAUACGAACGAUUUAACCGGAGAUAAGGAUGACAAAGGCAGGGCUACAGGCCGUAAACGACGAAGUCGCACCCGUCGCCGUCGUAACAGAAGUCCUGGCCAGAUUCUACGAAUCAAGAGAUCGAGGCGUGUGAAAGCGAACGAUCGUGAGCGCAACAGGAUGCAUUCGUUAAACGACGCGUUGGAAGGCCUACGAGGAGUUUUACCAGCAUUCCCAGACGAAACCAAAAUGACAAAAAUAGAGACUCUUCGUUUUGCACAUAAUUAUAUAUGGGCUCUUCGAGAAAUGUUAAAAAUGGACGAUAAUGAUGCCUUAUCGGUAUCGAAAUACGAGGAGGAUUCUGGGAUACCUAGUCCUGUAUCGACGUCAUCUGCGUACUCAUUCUCAUCAUCGGGCCAGGACGAUUGGUGGGCAGCAUCUCCAGAGCCACGGUCAAUGCCAUCGCCUUGUUACGAUGAGUCUCAAAUUGUGAGGCCAUCGUGCGCAUUGCAAUCCACUACAUCAAUGCUGAAUCCAUUCUUCAACUACUGCCCUACUCGCUGGUCGAGAUAACGGCUGCACUUAAAGGAAACAACGGCCGCCUGGUUUUGUUAACUAAUUGAGGCAUUUUGACCACAAACCAAUUGUCAUGUGAACUCAAAUGCGAGAACUUUUUUGAAUGACACAAGGAGAAUCAUGGCUCUAACCACCAAGGCCGUGGCACACUGGCAUCCAUUCCAUUUCCAUUUAAUGUUUAUAUCUAAUAAUAUUUUAUAACCGAUAAUGAACUAUUUGUAAAUAAGAUAUAAUAGUGGUUUCGGUCUAAAGUGAUUUUUUUUUUCAUUCGUUGUUUUUUCCACAACAUUCGUUGUUACGAAGUGCUUUAUAUAGUCUAUUUUAUAAUUGAUUCCAUUGGGUUUUUAAUCGAACUUCGUAUUGAUUGCAAUAAAUAGUUUAAUAACCAAUUGAAAUAUGUUAGUUGUUUGUGUCUUCAUUUUUAUGAUAUUUUUGUGUCUUCUCGUAGGCCUAUUAGCUUUGAAUAUUUUAUUAAGUUCAAUAAUAAAUAUUAUUCAAAGUAGUUACAGUGAAGAAUGACAUUUAAAA